Molecule: messenger RNA, 855 nt
Organism: Paramecium sonneborni
Lineage: Eukaryota; Ciliophora; Oligohymenophorea; Peniculida; Parameciidae
Source: the annotation of a GenBank genome assembly
AUGAGAAAAGUCUUAAUCACUGGUGGAAAUCGAGGUUUAGGAUUUAAAUUAGCAGAAGUAUUAUCUCCGAAUCAUCAUAUACUAUUAACAGGUAGAAACUUGGAUAGUGUGAAUUAAGCUAAAUGUAAAAUAACAUCUAUUGUACCAAAUGCAAACAUUACCACAUAAUAAUUAGAUGUCUCAAGAUUUGAUAGUAUUAAGACAUUUCAUAAAUGGAUGAUGACUACUAAUACUACUCUAGAUGUAAUUGUAAAUAAUGCUGGUGUGAAUGAUGAAAAUGAAUUAGAAAAUAAAGCAUUUGAUAUAAUGAACACUAAUUUGUUUGGAAUCAUAAAUCUAACAGAAACAAUAUUACCAUAACUCACAUAAGAUGGAAAAGUAAUUGAUUCAUAUUGAUAUUUUUAGAUUAUUCUAAUAUCCUCUAUGCUUGGUAAACUAAAAUUAUAACCACCCACUACUUAGAAAUUGUUAUAAGAAAAAUUGACAAAAUAAUAAAUAUUACAAAUGGCUAGAGAUCUUAUACACAAUUAUAAAGAAGGUAAUUAUGGAAUCUGGUCAUCACAUAUUCAACCACUCUAUAAAGUAUCUAAAGUAUUGACAAAUGCAUAUGCCAGAUAUGUCUUAACCGAUUUAGUAUAACCAAAUUAAUCUAUAUUCUGUGUUCAUCCUGGAUGGUAUUAGUAUUCUCAUUACUCUUUAGGGUUAAAACUGAUAUGGGAGGACCAAAAGCUCCAGGGGAAAUUAAAGAUGGAAUAUUCACCAGUAACUAUUUAAUUCAACAAUUACCCUAUGGUAGAAAUCCACAAUAUCAUGCUAAGUAUUUUAAUGACAAAGCCUAAAUUGAAGACUAUUGAG